Danio rerio (zebrafish) is the source of this 457-nucleotide messenger RNA. RefSeq names its product ubiquitin carboxyl-terminal esterase L1 (ubiquitin thiolesterase) (gene uchl1). Gene Ontology annotation, biological process: ubiquitin-dependent protein catabolic process. NCBI's taxonomy places the organism in Eukaryota, Metazoa, Chordata, Actinopteri, Cypriniformes, Danionidae. The record is from RefSeq and is marked provisional. Gene Ontology annotation, cellular component: cytoplasm; endoplasmic reticulum membrane. Gene Ontology annotation, molecular function: cysteine-type deubiquitinase activity.
GGAUGCGGCAAGGGUGUGCCGUGAGUUUAUGGAGCGAGAGAAAGGGGAGGUGCGUUUCUCUGCUGUUGCUCUCUGCAAAGCCUGAGAGGAGCCAGACAUCCGAGCUCAAACUACUGUACGAACAAUUCCACAAAACCCUUCAACCACUUCUAUACAGAGCACACAAACAAUCCUUAACCAUGCCUUGAAACAUGCUACACAAACUGCCUGCCUGCCUGUCUUUCAGACUGUGAAUCGCUGUCAUUUUCUAAUUUAUUAUUUAUUUAAUUUAAAAGUUUGUAUAAAUUCACCACUAUUCUAAUGUCUAAACUUUAUUUUAGAUUGAUGUACCACUUCUAGUUCUAAUUUCUUUGGGCACUUAUUUUUUUGGAGGGGCUAAUGUUUAGCAGAAAUGUAAUGUAAAAUUUAAGCUUGAAGGUGCAAGUAUGUGCAAAAUAAAGACAGAAGGGUGAUCUCA